Molecule: messenger RNA, 350 nt
Organism: Gaeumannomyces tritici R3-111a-1
Lineage: Eukaryota; Fungi; Ascomycota; Sordariomycetes; Magnaporthales; Magnaporthaceae
Exons: 3
Coding region: 1-189 (62 amino acids)
Source: RefSeq, a predicted model, not a curated record
AUGGAUACUAGGCUGUUGGAGCCGUUGACAAACCCGUUAUUUUUGUUCCACUCAUCCAUGUGCCGCCGCAUGGCCUUAGCUGCUCCCCUCGGCAGGCCAUCCGGCUGGGAUCGUCACCCUAAUCUUGCCUGCCUGCCCACAUCCAGCCCUGGGGCACACCACGAAAGUCCCCACGGUUGCAACGAAUGAAUAAGGAUUACAAGUGUGAGAGGCGGGGAAAGAAAGAAGGAAGAAGAGGAAGAAAAAAAGCAAAAAAAGAUGGGUGGAUGGAAAAGGGAUAGAGCCGUGCCGCGAAAACAUCCGAUGGGCCUCUCAGAGUUCGAGAGAGCAGCGCGUUGAAACAUUUCCCA